Ogataea philodendri is the source of this 375-nucleotide messenger RNA. RefSeq lists its product as uncharacterized. The record is from RefSeq and is a predicted model, not a curated record. Bases 1 to 375 code for a protein of 124 amino acids. The transcript has a single exon. Lineage: Eukaryota; Fungi; Ascomycota; Pichiomycetes; Pichiales; Pichiaceae.
AUGAUCACUAUCAAGGCCAAGAGACAGCUACAGACGGUUUUUGUGAGCGUUUCGGAGGACUGCGACGCGGCCGAGGUGAAGACGCGGCUGGCGGAGAUGUUGAACGGGUCUGGUGGGCUGGUGUUGGAGAACAAGGCGGACCAGGUGGACGAAGUGGAGGUUCCAGUGCCGUCGUUUGAGGUGGACAGCGAUAGUGAGGCUGAAGAGCCCCAGGAGCCCAAACUGAAGGAAGGCCGUGUCCAGGUGGACGCGGAGGGACUUCGACUCGGGACGGCAGAUCUGUCCGAGCAAGAAUUACAGUUUAAAGACGGUGGAGUUGUCGCAUUCGCAUGGAAAAACGAACCGUUCAACAUUACACCGUUGGAAUCGACAUAG